UAUCUGUGUUGCACAAGAUGCAUUCUUGUCAAAUUGACAACUAAUAAUUCUGGCAGCUGCCUUUUUCGGUGCGUUUGCGUUUUGCUUCUAAAAUUUUCAUUUAUUUUGUUUUCCUCCAAAAUUUGCAAAAAUUCUUCGUAAACUCAAAUUAACGUUACAGCAUCGUAAAAGAAAAUCGAAACAUAAACAACAAAUACAAACGGAAGGUCCCGGAAGUGUUUCAACAGUUGCCAUUGGAGAAGUGGUUACAGCCAUAGAUAAAUCAACAAACGGAAUCGGUGACAUCCCCAACAUGGAUAAUACAAAUCUCAACCGAGUGCUAAAUCAAACCUUACGUCAUCCACUACAUGGACUGCUUUUCAAAUAUACCAAUGUCAUGAAAGGCUGGCAGUACCGUUGGUUCACGGUUGACGCGCAGACCGGCACACUUAGCUACUUCUUGUGUGACUCGUCCUCGUCUGGCGAUGAAGCAACGCCAUCGGCACAGGUUUUGGCUAGUGCGCCGCGAGGUCAAGUACAGCUGGCAGGUGCUGUAGUCUGUCCGAGUGACGAAGAUUCACGCACAUUUUCCAUAGGUUGUGCCUCUGGCGAUACGCUUAAAUUGCGUGCUGCCGAUGCACGUUCACGCCAAGAAUGGGUGGAUGGUUUGCGUGCAGUUGUAGAAAGUCAUACAAAAGCAAUGGACAUUAGCAAUUCAUCACCACUGCCGCCACGAGAGUUGCUCGCCGCCUCAGAUGCGAUGGUUUCGGCGAGACAAGCACUCUACCUAACCGAACAAUGUAAUGCAACGUUAGCGCGUACAAUUGAAAAUAUCGAAUGUGAAACNGGGGGCAUUACAAAUAUUCCAUUAAGUAUGUACUAA
Messenger RNA from Rhagoletis zephyria (snowberry fruit fly), 862 nucleotides. Its product is annotated as oxysterol-binding protein-related protein 11-like. NCBI's taxonomy places the organism in Eukaryota, Metazoa, Arthropoda, Insecta, Diptera, Tephritidae. Gene Ontology annotation, cellular component: membrane; cytosol. Gene Ontology annotation, molecular function: sterol binding. The record is from RefSeq and is a predicted model, not a curated record.